GUAGGUAGAUUGCUUCUCUGUUUCCGAAUCUUCGAGCAUUCCUAUUGGCUCCAUCCUGAUUGACACGUGACGUCCUCAGGUUUACAAGAACCCUAUUUGUCCAUUGCAGCACGUUCCUGGAAGCACAACACGGAAGCACCUGAACAGCCCUUUCUCUAUUGGUCGCGUUUGCAUUCACGUGACUACGCUGCCUCCACGCCUCACGGUGGUUACUGAGAACUUGCCACCGUGAUUGGUAGGUGAACUGUCCGUCAUGCCUUGGUCUCCCACGCUGUCGUGGCGUAAUGCUCUCCUAUUGGCUAGCAGUGUAGCCCGCCCAUCUCCCACAGUGAAGCCUCCUCACUUCCGCCAAGCCCGGCGUCUCGCAGGUUGCCUGCGCUCAGGAGACCUGACGCGCGCCAUGGCGUCCCGGGGCCGUCGGCGGAGGCCGGGCACAGUGGUGCCGGGGGAGGCGGCCGAGACGGACUCGGAGCUGUCGGCGUCGUCCUCGGAGGAGGAGCUGUACCUGGGCCCCGCGGGGCCGACGCGCGGCCGCCCCACGGGGCUGCGCGUAGCCGGGGAGGCGGCGGAGACCGACUCGGAGGCCGAGCCGGAGCCGGCGGCGGCGCCCCGGGACCUGCCUCCGCUCGUGGUGCAGCGGGGCGCGGCGGCCGAGGCCGCGGCCGGCGAGGCCUGGGCGGCCGAGGAGAGCCCGGCCGCCGCGCCCGUGCGCUCGCUGCUGCAGCUCCGGCUGGCCGAGAGCCAGGCGCGGCUGGACCACGACGUGGCGGCCGCCGUGAGUGGCGUGUACCGCCGGGCGGGCCGCGAUGUGGCCGCCUUGGCUGGGAGGCUGGCGGCCGCCCAGGCCGCGGGGCUGGCGGCCGCCCACAGCGUGCGCCUGGCGCGCGGGGACCUCAGCGCGCUGGCAGAGCGCCUGGACAUCGUGGCUGGCUGUCGCCUGCUGCCGGAUAUCCGCGGUGUGCCGGGAACCGAACCGGAGCAAGACCCGGGGCCGCGGGCCUAGCCGGGCCUUGUGAGUGUGCGGCCCCCACCACCUGACUGCUGCUUCCAGGGCCUGGCUCUUUCCUUGUGCUGCCUGUCACCACCCCUUGGUCGUCCUGGGACUCGAGGGCUAACCCGAACUCCAUGGAUAGUGCUCUGGUUUCUCUACUUGGGCCUCAGCGUGUCCCACCACUCCUACCCUCUCUGACUUUUGUUUCACUUUGAUUGUACUGGUGCUGCGGCUUGAACUCAGGGCCUGUGUGCUGUCCUU
Molecule: messenger RNA, 1252 nt
Organism: Perognathus longimembris pacificus (Pacific pocket mouse)
Lineage: Eukaryota; Metazoa; Chordata; Mammalia; Rodentia; Heteromyidae
Gene: Bloc1s3
Product: biogenesis of lysosomal organelles complex 1 subunit 3
Exons: 2
Coding region: 254-1003 (249 amino acids)
Cellular component (GO): BLOC-1 complex
Source: RefSeq, a predicted model, not a curated record